GUCAUUGUGUCACGCAAUGUGCGCCAUUUUGGAUGGGGGAAAAAAAUCACAGACGAUUUCCGUGAUCUGAUCCCGACUCUUCACCUUGCCUGUGGAUGUUGACUAUUUUUACCCCAUGCAAGUUACAUUGGUUGAAUAAGCAGUGUUCAGUAAUAGCCAACUCUGCUAAAUGAAACAAUGGCAGGAGUUACCGGUGGAAAUGACUUUCAGUGGUGUUUCUCACAAGUGAAGGGGGCAAUAGAUGAGGAUGUUGCGGAAGCGGAUAUCAUCUCAACGGUUGAAUUCAACCAUUCUGGAGAGUUUCUAGCAACUGGAGACAAGGGAGGCAGAGUUGUCAUAUUUCAACAUGAACAGGAGUGUAAAAAUAGACCACACCUGCGAGGGGAAUACAACGUCUAUAGCACAUUUCAGAGUCACGAACCUGAAUUUGACUACUUGAAAAGUUUAGAAAUUGAGGAAAAAAUUAACAAAAUAAGAUGGUUACCCCAACAAAACUCUGCUCACUUUCUGCUCUCAACAAAUGAUAAAACUAUCAAAUUGUGGAAGAUCAGUGAACGAGACAAGCGGGCUGAGGGUUACAACUUGAAAGACGAAGAUGGACGUCUCAGGGAUCCCUUUAGAAUUACCUCCCUGCGGGUACCAGUGCUGAUGCCCAUGGAUCUCAUGGUAGAAGCAAGUCCUCGGAGGGUGUUUGCCAACGCUCAUACAUAUCAUAUUAAUUCCAUUUCUGUAAAUAGCGAUCAUCAAACGUACCUCUCCGCUGAUGACCUAAGAAUUAACCUAUGGCACUUGGAAAUCACUGACAGAAGCUUUAACAUUGUAGACAUCAAGCCUGCCAACAUGGAGGAACUGACGGAGGUGAUCACAGCUGCUGAGUGCCAACCAAACCAAUGCAAUGUAUUUGUGUACAGCAGUAGCAAAGGCACCAUACGCCUCUGUGACAUGCGAGCGGCAGCACUAUGCGAUAGGCACACUAAGUUCUUUGAGGAGCCUGAGGAUCCAAGCAGCAGGUCGUUCUUCUCUGAGAUCAUCUCGUCCAUUUCUGACGUGAAGUUCAGUCACAGCGGGCGCUACAUGAUGACACGGGACUACCUCUCCGUCAAGGUGUGGGACCUCAACAUGGAGAACAGGCCAGUCGAGACAUAUCAGGUUCACGAAUACCUUCGCAGCAAGCUCUGUUCAUUGUAUGAAAAUGACUGCAUCUUUGACAAGUUUGAGUGCUGCUGGAACGGUAGCGACAGUGCAAUCAUGACUGGCUCCUACAACAACUUCUUCCGGAUGUUUGACCGCAACACCAGGAAGGACAUUACACUGGAGGCAUCCAGGGAGAGCAGCAAACCACGUGGCACACUCAAACCCCGCAAAGUCUCCACUGGAGGCAAGAGGAAGAAAGACGAAAUUAGCGUGGACAGCCUGGAUUUCAACAAGAAGAUCCUGCACACCGCCUGGCACCCCAAAGAAAAUGUCAUUGCUGUGGCAGCCACCAACAACCUGUACAUUUUCCAGGAUAAGAUCAACUAAAAAAAUAAUUGGGCUCCAUCCUGAGGACAAGGCUUUACUGUUCCUGCGUAGUUAAGCCUAGUGGUUUAUCCGUAUCAGAAACUAACAGCCCUAUCGUCCUCCUGGUGGCACUUUUCUCCUUUUGUUGCUGCAGGAGGUUGAUUGGUCUGCCUGUUUUUUAUUUUGAGUCAGAGGUUGAUUUUGCCUUGGGUGAAUCGGUGCCAGGGCAGAGAUCGGACCCGGAGAGCCCACCUUACUUUGAAUCAAUGGAACGGCACUCCCAAGAGGUCAAACUCUUGAACAUUGGUGUUUGUGUUGACAUUUUCAGCCUUUAUUUCAUAAUCUAACAACCAAACUAUGGAAAGCCCUGAAAAUGACAUCUUGUUAUUGUUAUAACACCCUCUUUUGGGCCUUUCUAAAACAUGAUAUUUCCUGGGUUUUAGGCCUACCUGUUAACAUUCCCCCAUGGACCAUGCAUUCAGGCCAAAGCACUUGCAACAGGUCAUGAAUUUGGAAAGUGGACCUUUUUCUUUUCUCUACCCACUCCCUCCUAUCCCCAAUUUAUCCCCCAGACAUGGUAAUCUCAAUGACUGUAUCUAUUCAAGUACACCUUUAUGGUGUCAUCCACUUAAUAAAAGUAACUAAAACUACA
Molecule: messenger RNA, 2152 nt
Organism: Oncorhynchus masou masou (cherry salmon)
Lineage: Eukaryota; Metazoa; Chordata; Actinopteri; Salmoniformes; Salmonidae
Product: serine/threonine-protein phosphatase 2A 55 kDa regulatory subunit B delta isoform-like
Exons: 10
Coding region: 178-1521 (447 amino acids)
Cellular component (GO): protein phosphatase type 2A complex; cytosol
Molecular function (GO): protein phosphatase regulator activity; protein binding
Source: RefSeq, a predicted model, not a curated record